AUGUCUCCGAAUUCCAACCAGCUCACGUUUAUCUAUCAAAUACCGGCUUAUCACAGUACGCAAGCCGCGUUACUCAGUUCUGUGGCGGCAGGUCUUGCAGGCUGGGUUGCCGGUCCGUUCUUUUUCAUCCCCUUUGUUGCGGUAGUUGGUCGCAGUUCGGUUGUGCUCUGGAGUCUGGCGGUUAUUCUUGUAUGCCAGAUCUGGGCGGCCCAGAUGACUGGCCCAGAUGAUUAUAUCUCGUUUACUAUCUCGCGGCUCAUCUGUGGCCUUUUCGGCGGCAUCCCUGCUAUCCUGGGCAGUGGGUACAUCAUGGACAUGUUCUUUUUGCAUCAACGAGGCAAGGCAUUUGCAAUCUUUGAAGUGCUUAUAAUUUUUGCGGUUGUUAGUGGUGGCACCCUAGGCGGGUUUAUUGCUGAAACUAAGCCCUGGAAUUAUGUCUUUUGGUGGACCCUGGGCCCCGCUGGCAGUGCAAUCGUGGCUGUUUUCCUCUUCGUUGAGGAUACUACAUUUCCUCGCCGUGAUUCCAUGCCCAGGCGUGCACCUCUUCCGAGGAGCUGGUUUGAAAACCGCGUUGCAACCUUCCUGCCUGGCACAAAAACUCAGCCCUCUAACAAAUGCAAAGAGCUGGUAAGGCACGAGUCCUAUAAGAGAAAAGAAACCAGGACUAACGGAAAGUCACUAUCUCAGGUCCGCCGGGUAAUCAUUCCAUUUCUCUUUAUUGCCCUCGGUCUUCCACUCAUGCAAGCCUCGACACUAGCGACCUACCUCGAACCACCCACCGAAGCAGACGGGUACGGCUUUUCAUCGCUCCAAAUGGCAUUCUUCACCAUGACCGCCUGGGUCGGCAUCAUCGGGGCGCAGGUCUACGGCUUCUUGUUCAACGAUAAAAUACCCUUAUGGCUGGCUCGUCGCCGUGGCGGAACCUGGCACACUGAGUACAGAUUGGCCAACACUAUCCUACCGAGCAUCAUCAUCCCCAUUGGACUGAGGAUCUACGGCGCAGGGCUGGAUUAUCACCUCCACUUCAUGGUUCUGGCGCUAGGCUCGUUCCUGAUCUGGUUCAGUGCUCUACUAGCUCUUCCUGUCUGCUACAAUUACAUCAUCGAGUGUUUCUUGCAUCACCCCGUUGAGGCCUCUGUUUCGCUCAAUGCCUACAGAGUAUCGUUUGGGCUGAUGUCUGUUUUCAUUGUGACGCAGUGGCAAGGCUCUGUUGGUGUCGGAUCGAUGUGGGGGAUUGGUGCUUUCCUUAUACUCUUCGUGGAUCUUAUUAUGCUGUGGAUAAUUCUCAAGGGUCACUUGGUUCGAAAGUGGACGGAUAGCCUGAGCAGUAAUAUUACUACCACUGAAGAUGGGGCCAAGAUCAGUAUCAUUGCUAGUCAAUUGAAGGGGGAUGGGCCUUACAACGAUGAAAGGCUUAUUUGA
This is a messenger RNA of Penicillium waksmanii, 1422 nucleotides long. Its product is annotated as synaptic vesicle transporter. Gene Ontology annotation, biological process: transmembrane transport. Lineage: Eukaryota; Fungi; Ascomycota; Eurotiomycetes; Eurotiales; Aspergillaceae. Bases 1 to 1422 code for a protein of 473 amino acids. The transcript has a single exon. Gene Ontology annotation, molecular function: transmembrane transporter activity. The record is from RefSeq and is a predicted model, not a curated record.